AUGCCCCGUCGCGCAGUAUCACCGACGCCGUCCGACGGCGAAGUAGACAUCGCCGACGCCCUCUUCAAUAAUGCCGACGACAGCGGAAGCGAAGGCGGACAGGAUGCGGGUUUCGACUUUGACGGGAUUCUGAACGGAGGGGGCGAGGACGAGGGCGAGGAGGAUGGUGACGCCGCCUUCAUUGCGCUGCAGCAGGCAGCUUCGUUCCGAAAGAGUUCCAACCUGAAGGGAAAGUCUGUGAAGAAGGGCGGUGGUUUCCAAGCCAUGGGUCUUAACGCCAACCUCCUCCGCGCGAUCACGAAGAAGGGUUUCUCUGUCCCCACACCGAUUCAGCGAAAGACGAUCCCCAUCAUCCUCGAUCGCAAAGAUGUCGUCGGUAUGGCGCGAACGGGUUCCGGAAAGACGGCCGCCUUCGUUAUCCCCAUGAUCGAGCGCCUGCGCGCCCACAGCGCAAAGAUCGGCACCCGCGCGCUGAUUCUGUCGCCAUCCCGUGAACUGGCGCUGCAGACGUUGAAGGUUGUCAAGGAGUUCAGCAAGGGCACCGAUCUGAAGUGUGUGCUGCUUGUUGGUGGUGACAGCAUGGAGGAGCAGUUCGGCUUCAUGUCCUCGAACCCGGAUAUUGUCAUCGCGACCCCUGGUCGUUUCCUGCAUUUGAAGGUCGAGAUGGGCCUGGACUUGUCUUCGAUCAAGUACGUGGUGUUUGACGAGGCCGAUCGUCUGUUCGAAAUGGGUUUCGCUGCCCAGCUCACCGAGAUUCUGCACGCCCUCCCGCCAUCAAGACAAAGUCUGCUGUUCUCGGCCACGCUGCCAGCUUCUUUGGUGGAAUUCGCCAGGGCCGGCCUGCAGGACCCGAGUCUAGUAAGAUUGGACGCCGAGACCAAGGUUUCCCCGGAUCUCGAGAGCGCAUUCUUCUCCGUCAAGGGUGCCGAGAAGGAGGCGGCGUUGUUGCACAUCUUGCACGACAUCAUCAAGAUGCCGAUGGGGACGCCCGACGGAGUUCCCUUGGAUAUUGCACCAUCGAAGAAGCGGAAGCGCGGCGAGGGUGACGGAAGGGGAAAGCCAACAGAGCACUCCACCAUUAUCUUCGCUGCCACCAAGCACCACGUCGAGUAUCUGGCGCAAAUGCUUAUCAAGGCCGGCUUUGCGGUCUCAUACGUCUACGGUUCCUUAGAUCAGGAGGCGCGUAGGAUUAACACCGAAAACUUCCGUCAGGGUCGCGCAAACAUCCUGGUAGUCACCGAUGUCGCUGCCAGAGGUAUCGAUAUCCCUGUCUUGGCAAAUGUCAUCAACUACGACUUCCCCCCUCAGCCCAAGGUCUUCGUUCACCGUGUCGGUCGUACGGCCCGUGCCGGUCAAAGAGGUUGGGCCUACAGCAUUGUGCGCGAACUCGAUACCCCCUACCUGUUGGAUCUGCAGCUAUUCCUCGGUCGCAAGCUUGUCAUAGGUCACGAAAGCGAGAAACCAUCAUUCGCCGAGGAUGUCGUCGUCGGUGGACUUUCACGGGACAGAAUUGAGAUGAACAUGGAGUGGAUGAACAAGAUCUUGAAGGAGGAGUCCGACAUCGAAGCUCUCCGCAGUGUCUCCGUCAAAGCCGAGAAGCUCUACCUCAAGACCCGACACUCGGCUUCCUACGAGAGCGCAAAGCGCGCUCGCGAGAUUGUUGGUUCCAAGGGCUGGAACCAGCUGCAUCCCCUAUUCGGCGCCGCCGCCAACAACGCCCAACAGGCUCGCAACGAUAUGAUGGCCAAGAUCAGUGGCUUCAGACCAGCCGAGACCAUCUUCGAGAUUGGACGAGGAGGAAAGGGCUCCAAUAGCGAGGCAGUGGAAGUCAUGAAGCAGCUGCGCAAACGCAUCACCCCGCACCGUGGCAACAAGAAGGAAGACAAAGACUCGGACGCGGAGAUGGGCGACUUCGGCGACGACAACCAGGAGGAAGACGAAAACUCGGGCAAGGAAGCAGACUAUACCGAAGCCAUGGAGGCCUACAACUCUGACGACUCAGACGACAACGACGGCCUCGAGGUCACAAUCUCUAACGCGGACGAGGGCAAAGGCAAGAAGAAAAAGAACAAGCGGCCCGACUCCUGGCGCGACUCGGACGUCUACAUGUCCUACACGCCGCGCACCAUCAACGCGGCCGAGGAGCGCGGCUACGGCGUCACGACGGGCGCGCAGACAUCGAGCUUCGUGGAGGCCGCGCGCGACGCGACGAUGGACCUGACCAACGACGAGACGGCCAAGGGCUUCGGCGAGCCGACCAAGACGCGCGGCAUGCGCUGGGACAAGAAGCAGAACAAGUACGUCGCGCGCGCCAACGACGAGGACGGCUCCAAGGGCUCCAAGUUCAUCCGCGGCGAGUCGGGUGUCAAGAUCGCGGCGACCUUCCAGAGCGGCCGCUUCGACAAGUGGCGCAAGGCCAACAGGCUGGGCCGCAUGCAGGUCGGCGGGCUGGAGAGGCCGAACAUGCCCGGCGCGGUGGACCAGUCCGGGCCGAGGUACAAGCACAAGCUGGAGAAGGCGCCGAAGCAGGCGGACAAGUACCGCGACGACUACCAGGUGCGGAAGAAGAGGGUCGCGGAGGCGAAGGAGAAGAGGAUUGGCAAGUUCAAGGACGGCGCGGGCAGCAGAAAGGAGAUCAAGGGGGCGGAGGAUAUUCGCAAGGCGAGGGUGGAGAAGCAGAAGAAGAUGGAGAAGAAUGCCAGACCUUCGAAGAAGAGGUAG
Molecule: messenger RNA, 2721 nt
Organism: Colletotrichum aenigma
Lineage: Eukaryota; Fungi; Ascomycota; Sordariomycetes; Glomerellales; Glomerellaceae
Gene: DBP10
Product: ATP-dependent RNA helicase DBP10
Exons: 2
Coding region: 1-2721 (906 amino acids)
Cellular component (GO): nucleus
Molecular function (GO): RNA binding; RNA helicase activity; ATP binding
Source: RefSeq, a predicted model, not a curated record